AUGGACCAAUCUCUCAGGAACCUUGCCUGCGUCCCUGGGCAGGGGCGUGUGUGGUGGACCAGCGGAGAGCAUCCGCCUUCUGCUCUUUCUGCUCCAGAUUCUGCUCCUCCUGCUCCCCGCAAGGCCUCUACUCCUCCUGCUCCCCGCAAGGCCUCUGCUCCUCCUGCUCCCCGCAAGGCCUCUGCUCCUCCUGCUCCCCGCCAGGCCUCUGCUCCUCCUGCAAGCGACCAGUCCGAAGCUCGUUCGGCUUCUUGUUCCUCCUCACCCGUUCCUCCUCACCCGUUCCUCCUCACCCGUUCCUCCUCACCCGUUCCUCCUCACCUGUUCCUCCUCACCCGUUCCUCCUCACCCGUUCCUCCUCACCCGUUCCUCCUCACCCGUUCCUCCUCACCCGUUCCUCCUCACCCGUUCCUCCUCACCCGUUCCUCCUCACCCGUUCCUCCUCACCCGUUCCUCCUCACCCGUUCCUCCUCACCCGUUCCUCCUCACCCGUUCCUCCUCACCCGUUCCUCCUCACCCGUUCCUCCUCACCCGUUCCUCCUCACCCGUUCCUCCUCACCCGUUCCUCCUCACCCGUUCCUCCUCACCCGUUCCUCCUCACCCGUUCCUCCUCACCCGUUCCUCCUCACCCGUUCCUCCUCACCCGUUCCUCCUCACCCGUUCCUCCUCACCCGUUCCUCCUCACCCGUUCCUCCUCACCCGUUCCUCCUCACCCGUUCCUCCUCACCCGUUCCUCCUCACCCGUUCCUCCUCACCCGUUCCUCCUCACCCGUUCCUCCUCACCCGUUCCUCCUCACCCGUUCCUCCUCACCCGUUCAUCCUCACCCGUUCCUCCUCACCCGUUCCUCCUCACCCAUUCCUCCUCACCCGUUCCUCCUCACCCAUUCCUCCUCACCCGUUCCUCUCACCCGUUCCUCUCACCAGUGCAAACAAACGCCUCUGGGAACCCCACCACCACCACCAUCCCCGCGAGUCCUGCCGCCCCCACAAGCCCCUCCAAUGCCCCCUCGGAUUCUACCGGAUUGGGGUCUAUCCGGGGAGGUGACUCAGAUGGCCAGCAAGCACCAUCCCAACCUGGUGCGGCUGUUGGGUUACUCCAUGGGGGGCGAUGUGCGGUCGAGCAUAGAGCAGAUUCUCAUCUACGAGUUUGUGUCCCAUGGAGACUUGGCGAAAUGGGUUGGGAAAGACGCACCAACGCCCCUCACACUGCAGCAACGGCUGGGCAUCCUCAUUGGAGCGGCGCACGGCUUUGAGUACCUUCAUAGCUUUGGCAUCGUGCAUCGCGACAUCAAACCCGCCAACAUCCUGCUGGAUUCAAAAAUGAAUCCAAAGAUUGCAGACUUUGGGUUGGUGGGCUGCCACGUCUCAGGCGAAAAAGACGCCUUCCUGCUGAGAGACCCGCGCAUGGAAGAAGAAGACGCACCUGAUGAUGUCAUCCUGCGCGCUGCUCACCUGGCCCUCACCUGCACGGCCGCGCUCACAGCCACUCGCCCCAGCAUGGCGCGCCUGGCCAAUGACUUGGAGGGUAUCCGGGGGGAGGUGGUGGGGGAGGAGGUGAACCGCGCAGCAGAGAGGGUGGACGAGGUGGUGCGGCUGGGCACAGGGAAAAUGAGGACGCUGGAGGAGUUGAAGAUUGUGACUGAGUCGCUGGAUGCAGAUGCUGAUGCUGAGUUGAGCUUUGAGGCAGAGAGAUUGUUCUCAUACAUUGGUUGGUUACACUCUUGGCUCAUGACUUGGAGGCUAUCUGGAAGGAAGUGGUGGGGGAGGAGAUGA
This is a messenger RNA of Closterium sp. NIES-65, 1773 nucleotides long. NCBI's taxonomy places the organism in Eukaryota, Viridiplantae, Streptophyta, Zygnematophyceae, Desmidiales, Closteriaceae. The record is from the annotation of a GenBank genome assembly.